AUGGCGACCGAAUCAUUAUCCGAUGUAAUUUUUCGCGUUUAUUCUAUGAACGAUUAUGAGGAAAAUCUAUCUGAACUACACGAUCUAUUUCAACGGUGUCAGUACACGAAUCGGAAAUUCGUAACGAUGGGUGCCAAGGAUAACUUACCUGUUCUAUUCCAUUGUGAGACUACUGACUACCUACAACCGAUGAAACAGUAUCGCGAAUCAUGGUGCUUUGCACUAGUGCAAUCUACUAACAAUCGUGUUUUAUCUACUUUGGUGUUUAAUAUUAAAACUGUAUAUUAUGGACAUAUUCCAGUAACUGCCAUAUGUAGUCGAUUGAUGCGUGUUGAUCCCGAUCAACGACGACAACAGCGUUCGAAAGAACUAAUUCAGAGAGCUAUCGAAUGUAUUCAGGAUCCACUUCCAGACAUAGUGCUAGGCUAUACGGCUACUGCCAAUAUAGCAUCACUGAACUUGCAACAGAAUUUACUUGGCGCUCCACCUGACCGAGCCGUUUUGUUAGAUGCUUUUAUCCUCUCUACCGAAGCCGGUGCUGCGACAGCUAACUUUCAUAAACUGAAUAAGGCAGAAACAGAACGUCUUUGGACAAUUGACAUGAUCGAUUGGGUACAGCGUCCAGAACUCUCAGACCUGCAUUAUAUUAUGCAACAGAGUGAAUAUGUGGGCACUUUUGUUGUAGGCGACUUUAGUUCACGACGAUAUACUGCGGCAAUGAUAUGGGAACCGGCAUCGACUACACUCCAUGAUGAUCGACUGGGUAUCAGCAAUCCGUAUACGGGUCGACUGAGAAUCGCUAUGAAUUUCUUCCAAUCCUACGAUCCCACGUCGAUCGAUGCUAUCAGUGAAAGAGAAAAUCUUCUAUUAGCAUUGAAUCAUACAGCUGCUGUUGCUGGGAUACCGUUUAUGCUAUGCUACGCCCAGCAAACAUCACCAUUUAAACUUCUAUUCGAGCAACAAUCAUUAGGCGUAGUAACACAAAUUGUAUCGGGAAUUCCUACGUCAGAAUAUAUGAUUAAUGUAGUUAAUCAGUUCAAACAUUCACCUAUUUGGUUCGAUCCACGCGAUAUGGGACCUCUGUUAUACUUUAAAGCUUUAUCAAAUAAAAUUCAAUCACAAAUUCCAUUUAACAACCUACGACAACGCGAAGUAUACAAUCAGGAAUGCAUCAGUGAAGCGGAACUAGAAAGAAAGAACGGCCAAGCACGUCUCUGUUGCGAAACUACACCUUUACCGAUUCCUAGUACAGAUUUUCCUCGAGAGUGUGGUAAACAGAAACACCUACCAUUGCUACAACGAAUCGUUGGCGGACAAGAUGCGACUAUUUACAGUUGGCCAUGGCAGGUCCUAUUACUUAGUAGUGAUCUUCAAUGUGGUGGUGUGCUUAUCGAUCAACAGCAUGUGCUAACAGCUGCACAUUGUAUUACAUAUCCAAUUGACCCGACUGACUAUGUAAUCACUGUGGGUUUGCAUAAGAGAGAGUCAAUAGUUAACAAAGGAGAAGAAAUUGUUGCCGAAAACAUCUGGGUACAUGAGCUAUACAAUAGUAGCACUCUAGAAAACGACAUAAGUGUAAUACGUUUAUCCAAGCCCGUUCAGAUUUCUGACACAGUCAAUGUUAUCUGUUUACCAGGCGCGCAUGUUGGCACAGCUGUUAAUAAAACAGUCUGGGUGUCCGGCUGGGGAAAAACAUAUUACAAUGGGUAUACAAGCUCCGUUCUCAGACAAACCUGGUUAUAUACAAUGGGUGAUAUGUGCAAUACCUACGUUACAAAAGUUUUUGAUGAAGAUAAACAACUAUGUGCGGGAAGAUAUACAACGUAUAGUGCUACAUGUCAAGGAGAUUCAGGUGGUCCUUUGAUGUAUGAAUCUAAUGGGCAAUGGUUUUUGAAUGGAAUCGUAAGUUAUGGCCAAGCUUGCGGUUCAAGAGGAACUCCGAGUGUUUACGUGAAGCCAAUGGUCAACCAACAACAGAUUUGUUCGACAUCAUCAGAUGCAAUAAAAAAUAAUCAACGUUCUAUUGAGAUCUAUCAGCUUCCUGUAAUGAACAGAGUAGAUUAUCGAUCACAAAUGAAAUUAAUUAAUCAGUGUACUUCAUCCUAUCCACCUGGUAUCACAACGCUCCCAUCAACCAAUUCUACAAAAAAGAAACCUGUAGUGAAAAAUAUGAAAACAUGGAAAAAGCAUAUGAAACCUUGGUCUAUUUGUCUUUGUUUGAUACUGACACUCUUCCUUUUUCUAUGUAUGGUAUUGGGCAUUUUUGCUUUGAUCUCUUUACGUAAAAUCACAGCUGCAUCAAUCACGGCCGCGCCAGGUAAUUUGCAUUUCAUUCGAAUUCAGAAGUUUACACAUUAUCUAUUAUUAGGAUGGUCAACAACUAAUAGUUUAACUAUUGCCCGAACGCAACAUACAGCAUCUCAUUUAUUAAAUGGGAAAGUACUAGUUGCUGGUGGAUUCAAUGGUACUAGUUUAAGCAGUGCUGUACUGUACGAUCCAUCCACAGGAUUAUGGACAACUACAAGUGAUAUGAAUUAUGCGCGACGUUAUCAUAUAGCGUCUGUGCUAGCUAGUGGAAAAGUGUUAGUUGCAGGUGGAUACAAUGGACUGAGUUUAAACGCUGCUGAAUUGUAUGAUCCCUUAACAGGAUCAUGGGCAAUUACAGAAAAUAUGACUUAUCCUCGAUAUGCACACGCAGCAUCUGUAUUAACUGAUGGAAAAGUAUUAGUUGUUGGUGGGAUUAACGGUGUUAUGUUAGGUACUGCUGAAAUAUAUGAUCCAUCUACUGGAAUGUGGACAACAGCAGGAAAUAUGAGUUAUCCACGGUACGGACACGUUGCAACUGUAUUAACAAAUGGAAAAGUACUGGUGACUGGUGGAAAUAAUAAUGGUGCAGUUUUAAACAACGUUGAAUUGUAUGAUUCGUCGUUAGGACUGUGGACAAUUGCUGCCAAUAUGAGUUCUGCUCGAUAUUAUCACAGUGCAUCUAUAUUAAGCAAUGGAAAAAUAAUCGUUAUCGGUGGAAUUAACAACGGUGGAACUUUGAACAGCACCGAAUUGUAUGACCCAUCAACAAAUGUGUGGACAGCUACUGGUAGUGUAAACUAUUAUCGAGCUUAUCACACGGCGACUUUGUUAACAGAUGGAAGAGUGUUAAUCGCUGGUGGCUCUAAUAAUAUUGGUUAUUUGAAUAGCGCUGAGAUAUAUGAUCCCUCUACAGGACUAUGCACAGUUACUGCCAAUAUGAGCUUUACUCGUCGUGAACACACAGCUUCCAAACUAACCAAUGGAAAAGUGUUAGUCACCGGUGGCAUCAGUAGUACUAUUUUGAAUAGUUCAGAGCUCUAUCAUCCGUGA
Adineta ricciae is the source of this 3357-nucleotide messenger RNA. The record is from the annotation of a GenBank genome assembly. NCBI's taxonomy places the organism in Eukaryota, Metazoa, Rotifera, Eurotatoria, Adinetida, Adinetidae.